AUGACCAACGGGUGUAUCCUCCAAACCUUGCUCCUUCUGUGCUUUUCUACCACAGCCCUCUCCAUCAGCUACAAGGCGCUUCGACUCUAUCAAAGCAGCGGCAGUGUGACAUGCCAGGAGCUCCUGUUACAGCUGAAUAUAAGGCCCUGCCUUGAGGACAGGAUUAACUUUAAGCUCCCUGAGAAAAUUAAGCACCAACAGCAGUUCAAGAAGAAGGAUGCUGCCUUCCUCAUCCAUGAGAUGCUCCAGAAUAUCUUCUCUGUCUUUACAAAUGAUUUCUCCAGCACUGGCACUGGGUGGAAUAAGACCAUUGUUGAGAACCUCUUUGGUGAACUCCAUAAACAGAUGGACCGUCUGGAGACAAUCCUGAAGGAAAAACCAGAAGAGAGCUUAGCCUGGAGAAACUCCAUGGCCAUUCUCCAUUUGAAGAGCUAUUAUCGGAGACUGCAAAGGUACCUGAAAGACAAGGAGUACAGCAGCUGUGCCUGGAUGGUGGUCCGAGCAGAAAUCAUGAGGAACUUUCCCAUCAUUAGCAAACUUACUGAUUGCUUUCAGAACUGA
Nannospalax galili (Upper Galilee mountains blind mole rat) is the source of this 561-nucleotide messenger RNA. Its product is annotated as interferon beta-like. The record is from RefSeq and is a predicted model, not a curated record. Lineage: Eukaryota; Metazoa; Chordata; Mammalia; Rodentia; Spalacidae. Gene Ontology annotation, cellular component: extracellular region. The coding region runs from base 1 to 561 and encodes 186 amino acids. Gene Ontology annotation, biological process: defense response; T cell activation involved in immune response; B cell differentiation. The transcript is spliced from 2 exons. Gene Ontology annotation, molecular function: type I interferon receptor binding; cytokine activity.